Messenger RNA from Camponotus floridanus (Florida carpenter ant), 1524 nucleotides. Its product is annotated as nuclear receptor subfamily 2 group F member 6. The transcript is spliced from 9 exons. The record is from RefSeq and is a predicted model, not a curated record. The coding region runs from base 207 to 1388 and encodes 393 amino acids. Gene Ontology annotation, molecular function: RNA polymerase II cis-regulatory region sequence-specific DNA binding; nuclear receptor activity; zinc ion binding. Lineage: Eukaryota; Metazoa; Arthropoda; Insecta; Hymenoptera; Formicidae. Gene Ontology annotation, biological process: cell differentiation; anatomical structure development; regulation of transcription by RNA polymerase II.
GAUCGUUGUAGGAAAAUUCUGAUCCUCUUUCGGGGCGCGGGUGGGAGCUCUUUCCGCUGAUCAUGGCGCGAAUCUGUGCAAAUUGUUUUGAUUUUUAGAUGAUUCAAGAAGACCGCCAGAUUUCAACCGAAGAUUAACAUUGCAGUGAACAGAGAAAAGCAGGUUGCAAAAAACUAGGAUAUUAAAUAACAAACAGGGCGACGAAAAUGGAGGAAAACGGACGUGGAGAGACGCUGUGCAAGGUUUGCGGGGACAAAGCUUCUGGGAAACAUUACGGUGUACCAAGCUGCGACGGAUGCCGGGGUUUCUUCAAGCGGUCAAUCCGCAGGAAUUUGGACUACGUGUGCAAAGAGAACGGACGUUGCAUCGUGGACGUCUCGCGGCGCAAUCAAUGCCAAGCUUGUCGCUUCACAAAAUGUCUUCAGGUCAACAUGAAACGAGAUGCCGUCCAACACGAGAGAGCGCCGAGAAGCACGUCCUCUCUCGUUUCGGCGGCGAGAAGGACACCCUCAGGACUUUAUACAGGAAUUUCUAACGUCUAUCAUCCUGCGGGUACCGCUUAUCAUCCUCUUCUGUAUCCCGCACUGUUCCCUUUCAAGCCUACGGUAUCAACAUUCACUCCGUCAGUCGCACACUUCUUACCACGACCAUCCCCGGAAUCUCUGUCUAUGACUACUGCCAAGGAGGAUGAAGUGACCAGCUCCGAGGAAGCAGCCACUGUCGACAUUAGAAUCGAAUCGAAAGAGGAAUUAGCGAAUACGCGUCUGGCGCCGCCAGUCAUCACUUCCAUUUCAUCAGAAUACAUGAUGCAAGGCUUAUCACUCCUGCCGACCGAAAAUAUCUACGAGUUCGCGGCAAAGUUACUUUUCUUCGCCGUGAGGUGGGCGAGAAGUAUACACUCCUUCCUGCAACUCCCUUAUAGAGACCAAACUAUCCUUCUGGAGGAGUCGUGGAGCGAGUUGUUUGUACUGACAGCGGCACAGUGGAGCUUCCCCGUGGACGAGAGCACCCUGGUGCCUACGGAUGUGCCGAUAGAACGAAGGGAAGUUCUCCUCGACAAAGCCAGGAGACUGAGGGAGCUUUUAGCAAAAUGCGUCGCGCUGAGGGUUGAUCAUUCAGAAUACGCCUGCUUGAAGGCCAUAGUCCUCUUCAAGGCGGAAUCACGAAAUCUCUGCGAGCCGGGACGAGUGUCGGCGUUGCAGGAGCAAACGGUGGCGGUGUUUUGCGAGAGGGAUGCGCGUAGGGUGGGUCGGCUGUUGCUGCUUUUACCCCCAGCACGCGCCCUCUGUCGAGCUACCCUCCACGAGCUGCUAUUCAAACCGACGGUCGGUGACGUCAGCGUGGAACGAUUGCUGGGCGACAUGGUCGGCGCCCUCAGGCCAUCCUAAAUCAAUAUUCGACCUUUAUAUCGCGUGUACUUUUUUAAUUAUCGACACUUGUCAUCGAUAGACACCCUAUCGAGGAUUCUGUCGAUCCCAGUAGUAAAUCUUCCCCGGAGAUAAUUAAGAAAUUCUGAUGCUAUCA